CCACCCUCUCCGACGUCUCUGCCAGCGACCCCUGCUGCGCUCGCGCCAUGAACAACCUACCGCUGGUCGCCCCGGUAUUCCCCGCAGGAAAGGAGCCGCUGCCACCAGGCAUCAGCGAUGAAGACCGGGACAACUACCUGCAGGCGAAGAAGUACCAGGACUACAUGACGGUGGGCAUGGAGUCGUGUGUUGCGAAGACCAUCAUCGCAGGUGGUGGAGGUUUCGUGAUCGGCGCGUUCUUCUCGCUCAUGAGCUCCUCGUUCGCGUAUGAGGAUCCGCUACUACGGCAGAACCUCAGCACGCAGCAGAAGGCACGCGAGAUCUUCAAGGAGAUGGGCCGGGGAAUGUACAAGAGCGGAAAGGGUUUUGGUAAGGUCGGCGCGCUCUUCGCAGGCAUCGAGUGUGUGAUCGAGUCGUAUCGAGCGCGAAACGACAUGGUGAACCCCGUUGCCGCGGGCUUUGUUGCUGGUGGCAUCCUCGCACGGAAUUCGGGGCCAAAAGCGGUCGUCGGUGGUGGUCUGGCGUUUGCUGCCUUCUCCGCUGCUAUUGACCUGUUUCUUAGACGAGAGACCGCUGAUGAUGAUUGAUUUAGACACGGGACGCAUAACUUAUUCUUGUAUAAUACCGACACCUAAUCCACCUGGCACUCCUCCGC
Messenger RNA from Trametes versicolor FP-101664 SS1, 655 nucleotides. Its product is annotated as mitochondrial import inner membrane translocase subunit TIM22. Gene Ontology annotation, molecular function: transmembrane protein transporter activity. Bases 48 to 587 code for a protein of 179 amino acids. The transcript has 4 exons. Gene Ontology annotation, biological process: protein insertion into mitochondrial inner membrane. The record is from RefSeq and is a predicted model, not a curated record. Lineage: Eukaryota; Fungi; Basidiomycota; Agaricomycetes; Polyporales; Polyporaceae. Gene Ontology annotation, cellular component: TIM22 mitochondrial import inner membrane insertion complex.